UUUUUUUUUUCCUCUCUUUCUUUUUCCUCCUCCUGUAUUUUAGCAUAUGUUCCUGAGGAGGAACUGAAAGCAGCAGAAAUAGAUGAAGACAGCGUGGAAGAUGAUGGGCUGUCUCUGGACAUCCAGGAGAAUGAGUAUUUGUGCAAUGAAGAAACGGAGAUCAAAGAGGCUCAAAGCUACCAGAACUCCCCAGUCAGCACUGCAACUAAUCAGGAUGCAGGCUACGGUUCGCCGUUUAGUGAAAACAGCGAUCAGCUGGCCCAUUUCAAAAGCACUUCCUCUAAAGAAGAGAAAGAAGAUCCUCAGUGCACAGACAAUGUUUCCUAUCCACAGGACAGCUUGGCACAAAUAAAAGCUGUGUAUGCAAAUUUGCUUUCGGAGACUUGCUGGUCCAGUUUAGCUUUGGACUUAAAGAAAUCCAAUCCAACCACCAGCAACAAUGGAAUCAGCCAGAACGAAACCACCACCAGUACUGACACCAACGUCAGUUCCCAGAGUACUGGCACUACCAGUACCAACACUAGUACCAGUACAACCACCAGUAAUACUAGCAACAGCAGUAGUAACAGCAACAGUGGUGGCUCAGGUUAUGACUGGCAUCAAGCUGCGUUAGCUAAAACGUUGCAGCAGACCUCCUCGUAUGGACUUCUCCCAGAGCCUAGUCUUUUCAGCACAGUACAACUUUACCGGCAAAAUAAUAAACUUUAUGGGUCCGUGUUCACCGGUGCUAGUAAGUUCCGAUGCAAAGACUGCAGUGCUGCCUAUGACACACUGGUGGAGCUAACAGUGCACAUGAAUGAAACUGGACAUUAUCGUGAUGACAACAGAGAUAAAGAAGCUGAUAAGACCAAAAGGUGGUCAAAGCCAAGAAAACGGUCGCUUAUGGAAAUGGAAGGCAAAGAGGAUGCUCAAAAAGUGCUGAAAUGCAUGUACUGUGGGCAUUCAUUUGAGUCCUUGCAAGACCUCAGUGUGCAUAUGAUAAAAACAAAGCAUUACCAGAAAGUGCCUCUGAAGGAGCCAGUACCAGCCAUCACUAAAUUGGUCCCUUCUACCAAAAAGCGAGCACUUCAGGACUUAGCUUCACCUUGCUCACCUGAGCCAACAGGGAUCGCUGCAGAAGCUUCACUGGCUGAGUCUGCAAAGGAUCAGAAAACUGCCAACCCCUACGUGACUCCAAACAACCGCUAUGGCUAUCAAAAUGGUGCUAGCUACACUUGGCAGUUUGAGGCACGCAAAUCCCAGAUUCUGAAGUGCAUGGAAUGUGGGAGUUCUCAUGACACUUUGCAGCAGCUCACUGCCCACAUGAUGGUUACUGGUCAUUUCUUGAAAGUGACCAAUUCUGCUUCCAAAAAAGGUAAACAACUAGUACUGGACCCUGUGGUGGAGGAGAAGAUACAAUCUAUACCUCUCCCACCUACCACCCACACGAGGCUACCAGCCUCCAAUAUUAAAAAGCAGCCCGAUUCCCCGGUGGGAUCCACAAACUCGGAGGAAAAGAAAGACCCAGAGAAAGAAAAAGUGGUGGUCGGUGAAACAGAGAAAAAGAUUAAAGAAGAGAAUGAGGACUCUACGGAGAAAUUUGAGCCGACAGCUUUGUAUCAGUACCUCAGAGAGGAGGAUCUAGAUGAUAGUCCUAAAGGUGGAAUAGACAUAUUAAAAUCCCUUGAGAACACGGUGACAACAGCUAUCAGCAAAGCUCAGAAUGGCGCACCUUCCUGGGGGGGAUAUCCCAGUAUUCAUGCAGCCUACCAGCUCCCAGGCACAGUCAAACCCCUUCAGACCACUGUGCAGAGUGUUCAAAUGCAGCCAUCUUAUGCCAGCAGUGUAAAAUCACUGUCUUCAGAACACAAUGCACUCAUCCAUUCCCCAGGCAAUCUCACACCCCCACCUCACAAGAGCAAUGUAUCUGCUAUGGAAGAGCUGGUCGAGAAAGUUACAGGUAAAAUCAAUGUGAAGAAGGAAGAAAAGCCUUUGGAGAAAGAGAAGAGUUCUCCAGUCAAACCCAUGUCACCUGCUGCUAAGGAAAACAAAGACUUCCCCAAAUCGGAAGAAAUAAAUAACAAACAGCAGCAGAAGAAGAGCUCUGAGACAGAAGUUCAGAAGGUAAAAAAGGACAGUCCGGCAGAAGCACAUACUCCAAAUGGUACAGAGCCACUUAAAACAAAGGUUGCAAAUGGCUGUAACAAUUUAGGAAUCAUCACAGAUCAUUCACCAGAGCCAUCCUUCAUUAAUCCAUUGAGCGCUUUACAGUCCAUUAUGAAUACCCACUUAGGCAAAAUUUCUAAGCCGGUAAGCCCCUCUCUGGACCCUUUGGCCAUGCUGUACAAAAUUAGUAACAGCAUGUUGGACAAACCCAUUUACCCAACCACUCCGGUCAAGCAGGCUGAUGCUAUCGACCGAUACUACUAUGAGAACAGCGAUCAGCCUAUUGAUUUAACUAAGUCCAAAAACAAACCUCUUGUUUCCAGUGUUGCUGACUCUGCCUCAUCUCCGCUAAGAGAGAGUGCCCUGUUGGAUAUUUCUGAUAUGGUAAAGAACCUCACGGGGCGUUUGACACCCAAAUCUUCAACUCCAUCCACCGUGUCAGAGAAGUCAGAUGCUGAUGGGAGCAGCUUUGAGGAAGCUCUGGAUGAACUGUCGCCAAUACACAAGAGGAAGGGCAGGCAGUCCAACUGGAAUCCUCAACAUCUUCUGAUCCUUCAAGCCCAGUUUGCUUCCAGCUUGAGGGAGACCUCAGAAGGCAAAUACAUUAUGUCGGACCUCGGUCCACAAGAGCGGGUACACAUCUCUAAGUUUACUGGUCUUUCCAUGACCACAAUUAGCCACUGGCUGGCCAAUGUGAAGUAUCAGCUAAGAAGGACAGGUGGAACUAAAUUUUUAAAGAAUUUGGACACAGGACAUCCUGUUUUCUUUUGCAAUGAUUGUGCCUCUCAGUUCAGGACUGCUUCUACAUACAUAAGUCACUUAGAGACACAUCUAGGGUUUAGUUUGAAGGAUCUGUCAAAGUUGCCACUUAAUCAGAUUCAAGAACAGCAGAAUGUUUCGAAAGUCCUCACAAACAAGACUUUGGGCUCACUUGGAAUAGCUGAGGAGGACUUAGGCUCCACAUUCCAGUGUAAGCUCUGUAACCGAACUUUUGCAAGCAAGCAUGCAGUCAAACUGCACCUUAGUAAAACACAUGGCAAGUCCCCAGAGGACCAUCUGAUCUAUGUAACUGAGUUAGAAAAACAAUAGUGUCCAGGUAAGCAGCCAGGUAUGCAAGUGACCACAGGAACAUUGCACUAAACUUCUUCAUAGUACUGCACUAGGCCUGACCUGAGCCUCUGAAAUCAGUCUUACUUUUGUUGCUGAACUGCCUAUCUGGACCUUGGUUUUUCUUACCCUUAUUUUGUAGUUAUAUUUAUAUGCUCUUUGUCUGAUCUGUGCAUGGUUAUUUUUUGUUUCUGUUUUUAUUUUUAUUUUUUUGUGAGUCAAAGUCUGACCUUUAUUUUCAACAUCUGUCCUUGAUGUUAAGCUAUCUUUUGUAGAAUAUAGUGGGAGACGCUAUUGAGAGACAUUAAUUUAGCCGUAAAGAAAGACACAAAGAACAAUGAUAAAGAGACAUCCUAAAAUUACAAAGUUGCCAUGACAAUAAAGGUCACAGAACCUGGUAGUGUCAAGUUUUAACCCUCUGAGAACUGUAAUAGCAUUUCUGUGCCUUUCCCAGUGACUAAAUGAGUAAAUAAGGAGAAACGAAACAAAAGGCUUCAAGGCAUUUCAUUCAAAUAAAAUGUGUGUCACAAACAGAACUUUUUUUUUAUUAAAUGAAUGAGCUUUUUUAUUUUAUUUUUUGUUUUUUGGGGUUUGUUUUAAACGCAGAACUGGUUUGUGAAGAAAUUGUGCAUGCAGUCCUUGGAAGAAGGGAGAGCUGUGUAGUACUCAAGGGGUUAGGAAGCCACAACUGUAUAAGUUCAAUGAUGAUUAAAAAGGAAAACAAAUUGCCAGUAGUAUGCCCAAACCCUCUGGAUGCUGAGAAUUGCCACUUUUUGGCAGAAAAAAAAAAAAGAAAAGAAAAAAAAAAGAAAAAAAAAAAGUUAAAAAAAGAAGUAUGCAAGCUGUUAUUUAAAACAAAUGUACAAAUGCUCUUUUAUUUCUUUUUCUUUUUUUUUCUUUUCCUGUAAAAUACUGCAGUUUAUAGUUAUUUACAAAUGUUAAGCUUUGGUACAAGCUGACCUUUCUAUAGUGUGCUGCAUUAGUAAACGAAAACAAAACAAAACAAAAAAAGUAAUGGGGCAAAUGUUGAAUUCUGUUCCUUGUAAAUUGCCAGCAUCAGCUUAAAAAAUACAUGUUACAUAUCGUACCAUUUUAAACUGUUCAACUUUCUUUGUACCUUCUGGCUGUAUGCUUUCUCUUUUAACUUUUUAUAUUGUCAUUUUAUAUUCAAUUUCUGUGUAUAUAAUGUAAAACCACACUUUUUGAAUAAAAUUUAGUUCCUGCAGCUUGAUAUAAAUAGAGAAAUUUUACUGGCACCUGCAUCUUUCCAGAUGCAUGUACUUAAAGGAACUAUCUGACAAAAAUAAAUAAAUAAAUAAAAAUAAAGCAAGCAAUGCACUAUGAAUUAUACAUUUUGAUGUUUUAUCAUUAAUAUUGUACAGUACAUUUUGGUUCACACAAUUAAAUCCACUGUUUUCUCAAGUGUAAAAUAAACCCACAUGCAGUUCUUGAUUUACA
Coturnix japonica (Japanese quail) is the source of this 4710-nucleotide messenger RNA. The record is from RefSeq and is a predicted model, not a curated record. Lineage: Eukaryota; Metazoa; Chordata; Aves; Galliformes; Phasianidae.